AUGAUCCCUCCGGACUCCGAUGAUUCGCCAUUGAAAGCCUCUGGCAUGGGCUUUGGCUUCACCCACGAGGACUCUACCGCUAUAUUAGAUGAUUUUGAUACCCAAAGCCAUGCAAGCUCCCGCGACCCCGGUAGCACACAGACCGUUGACCCCGCGGCGGGCCCCGACAACGGUACGCUAGACAGCCAACACGAUGCCACUACCCGAGACGAUGCGGGCGCAGACCCAAACUCGGCAAGCGGGGACCCAGCAGAUAAGCCCCAAUGGAGCGAACUGAAAACCAAAGCUGGUAAAGAGCGGAAGCGAUUACCGCUGGCUUGUAUCGCAUGUCGGCGCAAGAAGAUUCGGUGCUCGGGCGAGAAACCAGCUUGCAAACACUGCACGCGCUCACGCAUACCUUGCGUAUAUAAGGUCACCACGAGAAAGGCUGCGCCUAGAACAGAUUAUAUGGCCAUGCUAGAUAAGAGACUGAAACGGAUGGAAGAUCGCGUCAUCAAGACGAUCCCCAAGGAUGAGACGAGAGACAUGGCCUCUAUCGGCAGGUCGGUGGUAAAGCCUUCUGCACCAGGUCAGUCUUCAAGACAACAGAAAAAGCGCAGCGCAGAUGAGGCAUUUGCCGCAGAAAUGGAUGACUGGACCCGUGGAGAUCGCCGUCCGCCCCCGGAUACGUUCCCCAUGAAUCGCGACAUCAAGUCCACCGAUGGGUCGGGACUUUUGACCGAGGGAGCGGAAUUCUUGCCUUCGCUGGAGAUACAGGAGCACCUCGCCGAGGUAUUCUUUGAUUGUGUAUACGGGCAAUCUUAUCUCUUAUUACACAAACCUAGCUUUAUGCGGAGGCUCAAAGCUGGAACAGUCCCACCAGUAUUAAUUCUUGCAGUUUGUGCUGUCUCGGCUCGAUUUUCAACGCAUCCACAACUCAACUCAGAGCCCCCUUUCUUACGGGGCGAGAACUGGGCCAACCCAGCUGCAGCUAUCGCGCUAAGUCGACAUGACGAGCCUAACAUCACCAUUCUUACGGUCUUUCUUCUCUUGGGUCUUCAUGAAUUUGGAACAUGCCACGGCGGAAGAAGUUGGUCAUUUGGAGGACAGGCAUUAAGGAUGGCCUAUGCCUUGCAGCUUCACCAAGAGCUUGAAAGUGACCCAUUAAUUGGCCAAGGCAACGGAAAUUCGCAAUUAAGCUUUACCGACCGGGAAAUUCGACGCCGAACGAUGUGGGCAUGCUUCUUGAUGGACCGAUAUAACUCCUCGGGAAGUCAACGCCCUCCUAUUGGAAACGAGAAAUUUUUACAUAUCCAACUACCCAUAAAAGAAACUCAUUUCCAAAUGGAGAUACCUGGGCCCACGGAGGAUCUAGAUGGGGAUAUCUUAAAUCCAACACCCGAAGACUCCGGCCAAUUGUCAAAUGCCAAAGAUAAUAUGGGCGUUUCGGCAUAUAUCAUUCGUGCUAUUGUUAUCUGGGGCCGCCUCGUUGACUACCUUAAUCUUGGGGGAAAGAGAAAGGACACACAGCCCCUUUGGCAUCCCGAUUCGGGAUACAUGCGAUUGAAGCGACAGAUUGAAGAGUUCUCUGCUUCACUACCCGGGCAUCUUAUCUUCACAUACGAGAACCUGCAGAUUCAUGCUGCCGAGAAGAUCGCAAAUCAGUUUUUGUUUCUCCAUAUAAUUAUUCAUCAAAACAUGUUGUUCUUGAACCAGUUCGCCAUCCCUCUGUCCCCUGGAGGACGGCCACCCAGGGAUAUGCCGAAGCCAUUUUUAAGCAAUGCUGGCCGCGCAGCAGUUGAGGCUGCGCAUCAUAUUUCAGUCCUUUUUGACCGAGCUUCAGCGUAUCCACUUACAGUACCUUUUGCUGGUUAUUGCGCAUACACAGCUAGUACAGUUCACAUCUGGGGCAUAUUCUCAAAAAACCCGCAGCUUGAAGCUCGGUCCAAAGAGAAUCUCAGACAUACUUAUCGGUAUCUCAACAAGAUGAAGAAGUAUUGGGGAAUGUUCCAUUAUAUGGUUGAGAGUGCCAAGGAUCGGUAUCGGCAGUUUGCAGAUGUCGCUAUUAAGGGAUCUAUAGCAACACAGAAUGGUACUUCGCUCGCUCCAAUGUUCCAAUACGGUGACUGGUUUUCCAAGUAUCCCCAUGGCGUUUCACGACUACACUGGGAGGAUCCAGAUACCCGGCAUAAGGAAACAGGCGAGGAUGCAGUGAUGGGCCAGAAGCCAGACCUGCAAAGCGUGGAAGAUUUUUUCGCCAGCCUUUCACCAACGCCACAGCCCGCUCUGCCUCGCAAAGCACGAUCACGAAAGAACAGCAAGUUGUCAGACAGUACUUCCAGUAUCGAUCAAACAUCUCCAUCACAAUCUAUGGAAGUCACUAUGGGAAACACCCCGAGCAUUCCAGGAAGCGCAUUUCCCCAGCCAUCCGUCUUCCCACCAAAUCGGGCUAUGUCAUUCAGUCAAUUCGACUUCAACGUCGCACCGGACCAACUACCACAACUUGAUCGCCAAUUUGUCUACGGCUCAUUUUCGGACUUCGAUCCUACAAAUUUCAUGCCUACCAAUCCUCCGCCCAUGCCUCCGCCACCUGUGAAUGGAGUCGAAACGCAUAGUGCAGAUCAAUCUCUUUUCAGUGGCCAAUUAGAUCCAGGUGCUCCAUCUGGAACAGGUGAAUACUAUCAACCUAGCGCAUGGUUCCUUCCAUUCAAUCUAGAUCCUAUGGGUAGCAUGGGUGCUCCGCCUCCUGGGAAUCCACCUCCACCAGGCCCCCCUCAGGCUUCGGUACCGGGUACCGCCAGUGGGGGUGGUGCUCCAAAUGUCUCUGAUAUGUCUGGAUUUGGCGGAGCCGGGAAUCUACCCUUGAGUGCCUACGAUCUAGGUCUGGGUGGGCCAGAUAUGGGUCAAGACUCGCGAAAUGGAUAA
Penicillium angulare is the source of this 2904-nucleotide messenger RNA. RefSeq names its product putative C6 transcription factor. The transcript has a single exon. The coding region runs from base 1 to 2904 and encodes 967 amino acids. Gene Ontology annotation, biological process: DNA-templated transcription; regulation of DNA-templated transcription. Gene Ontology annotation, cellular component: nucleus. Gene Ontology annotation, molecular function: DNA-binding transcription factor activity, RNA polymerase II-specific; zinc ion binding; DNA binding. NCBI's taxonomy places the organism in Eukaryota, Fungi, Ascomycota, Eurotiomycetes, Eurotiales, Aspergillaceae. The record is from RefSeq and is a predicted model, not a curated record.